Molecule: messenger RNA, 405 nt
Organism: Haemonchus placei
Lineage: Eukaryota; Metazoa; Nematoda; Chromadorea; Rhabditida; Trichostrongylidae
Source: the annotation of a GenBank genome assembly
GUAGAAUCUUUAGUAUCUCUGGAUAAGCGGAGAAGAGUUUUGCGUUUCAUAGCGAAGUUUUCCAUAAACCAAUGGAAGAGGGGAGUAUCUGAUUUCCUCCAUUGUUUAGUGGAAUAUUGUGAAUCUUUAUCUUGUUGUGACGAUGUUGCUGUUCGUCAGAAUAUCUGCACAUUGGUAGGAUUUUUGCUCAAAGAGCAGGAUGGCGGCAGUGCCACUGAAGAAAGCGUAAUGUCAAUUGAUAUCAAGCGGAAGUUGUAUUCGAUUUUACUUGAACGUCAACUCGAUAAGGUGACUGCUGUACGCUCCGAAGUCAUCCUGUCAGUUGCAGACAUUCAAGAUGAUGAAAUUCCCAACGAUUUCGUUGAGGCCCUUGAACGAAGUCCUAAAGAUGGUGGGUUUCCAUAA